Messenger RNA from Engraulis encrasicolus (European anchovy), 543 nucleotides. RefSeq names its product phospholipase A and acyltransferase 3-like. Gene Ontology annotation, cellular component: cytoplasm. The coding region runs from base 1 to 543 and encodes 180 amino acids. Gene Ontology annotation, molecular function: A2-type glycerophospholipase activity; glycerophospholipid phospholipase A1 activity. The transcript has 5 exons. NCBI's taxonomy places the organism in Eukaryota, Metazoa, Chordata, Actinopteri, Clupeiformes, Engraulidae. Gene Ontology annotation, biological process: N-acylphosphatidylethanolamine metabolic process. The record is from RefSeq and is a predicted model, not a curated record.
AUGGAAUCUAAAAUCCUGCCCUAUCCUACAAAGUAUGACCAGAGGAAGGAGAUGGGUGACCUGACAGAGAUCUUUAGAGGACCAUACCAGCACUGGGCUGUGUAUGUCGGAGAUGGUUAUGUCAUUCACCUCGCUCCAGACUGUGAACAACCAGGUGCUGGGGUCAACAGCAUAAUGUCUUUGAGCCAUGACAGAGCUCGCGUCAAGAGGGAGAAGCUGUUGAAGGUAGUGGGAAAUGAUGAUGAUGAUGGCUGGCAAGUCAACAACCUCCUGGACGAAGAUUACGAGCCUCGUUCUCCCGAAGAGAUUGCAGUGAGAGCUGAGAGCAUGGUGGGCCGACUACUGCCCUACAGUGUGUUCGAGAGGAACUGUGAACACUUUGUCACGAAUCUGCGAUAUGGCAAGCCAGAAUCACGCCAGGUGCGCACCGCUGCGGAGGCUGCAUUGGUGGGUGGUGUGGCAGCGGUGGCUGUUCUGGGAGUCACUGCAGCAGCAACAGCUUUGUUUUUAGCAGGCCGCAAAGAGAGGGAGAGCAGGCGUUGA